UCUCAAAAUGCGUCGUGCUCUUGAAGCUCUGCACGGAAGAGAUAAUUUAUAAAAUUUAAAACUCAUUUAGAAUAGAGUGGAGGGAUUUUUCUCAUAAAUGGUGAUUUGUCAAAACCGUAAAACUGUCUAACAUUGGGGAUAAGGAACGUGGUCGGGCCAGCAUGCCGGAACCUGUGAAUCACCAGGUGAAUGCAGCUCGCAAAACGUUCCAGAUCUUGUACCAAAUAUCCAAACUAUUAAACACAAAUUUAGACCAAGCCACGCUUAGUAUAUGCGUGCGACUGUUGGAAAGUGGAGUAAACCCACAAGCAUUGGCUGCUGUAGUAAGAGAACUACAAAGAGAAGUCAAGGCACUAAAUGAAGCACAGGUAGAAUCUAUUGACAGCAAAACCAGUGUAAUUAAAUAAGAAAUUAUGAUAAGGAGAAUUUGCCAUUCACAAUAUUGUACCUUAGUACCUAAAGUAUUAGUUUGCUUGUGUAAUAUUAAUGAUUGUUAAAUAAAUUUUGAUAACUGUUUA
Orussus abietinus is the source of this 518-nucleotide messenger RNA. Its product is annotated as mitotic-spindle organizing protein 1-like. The coding region runs from base 162 to 407 and encodes 81 amino acids. The transcript has 2 exons. Gene Ontology annotation, cellular component: spindle; interphase microtubule organizing center; centrosome. The record is from RefSeq and is a predicted model, not a curated record. NCBI's taxonomy places the organism in Eukaryota, Metazoa, Arthropoda, Insecta, Hymenoptera, Orussidae. Gene Ontology annotation, biological process: microtubule nucleation by interphase microtubule organizing center; mitotic spindle assembly; gamma-tubulin complex localization.